GAGAAAAUUGGUCCAGCGAACGCAGAGCGGAUACCAACCAGGUGAGCCAUCAAAGCCGCCUCUCUUCCCCUAAAACCUAGCCCGCAAAUCCUAAUCCAGCCCACGCGCCUCCCCCCAAACCCUCGUCCCCAAGCUCGCGAACCUCACCGCCGCCCGCACAGCCACCGGCCGCUCCGCGCGACCGCCCACCAUGGCUCGUAACGAGGAGAAGGCGCAGUCCAUGCUGAACCGCUUCAUCACGAUGAAGCAGGAGGAGAAGCGCAAGCCCCGCGAGCGCCGGCCGUACCUCGCCUCCGAGUGCCGGGACCUCGCCGACGCCGACCGCUGGCGUGGAGAGAUCCUGCGCGAGAUCGGCGUCAAGGUCGCCGAGAUCCAGAACGAGGGCCUCGGGGAGCACCGCCUCCGAGACCUCAACGACGAGAUCAACAAGCUCCUCCGCGAGCGCAGCCACUGGGAGCGCCGCAUCCUCGAGCUCGGAGGCCGCGACUACUCUCGCAGCUCCAACGCCGCCCUCAUGACCGACCUCGACGGUAACAUCGUCGCCAUCCCCAACCCCUCCGGCCGGGGCCCAGGCUACCGCUACUUUGGCGCUGCCAAGAAGCUCCCCGGCGUCCGUGAGCUAUUUGAUAAGCCACCUGAGGUCCGCAAGCGCCGCACCCGCUACGAGAUCCACAAGCGCAUCAAUGCCGGGUACUAUGGAUACUAUGACGACGAGGACGGUGUGCUUGAGCCCCUUAAGGCUGCUGCCGAGAAGCGCAUGCGGGACGAGGUUGUCACGGAGUGGCACCGGGUGGAGCGUGUGCGGCGGGAGGCCAUGAAGAAUGUGGUGAGUGGCGAGGUGGCUGCAGCAGGUGGGCGUGGUGGGGAAGCUGCUACGGAGGUGCUGUUCGAGGAGGUGGAGGAGGAGGUUGAGGAGGAGAGGAGGCUGGAGGAAGAGAGGAUGGAAAGAGAGAAGGGGGAAGAGGCUGGGAGGGAGUUUGUGGCACAUGUGCCGCUCCCUGACGAGAAGGAGAUUGAGCGGAUGGUGCUAGAGCAGAAGAAGAAAGAGCUGCUCAGCAAGUACACAAGUGAUACCCUGCAAGGCGAGCAGAAGGAGGCUAAGGAGAUGCUCAAUGUCCAACGCUAGGAGAGAUAGCCUGUGUUCAUGAGGGGAGCCUUGGCGUAGUGGUAAAGCUGCUGCCUUGUGACCAUGAGGUCACGGGUUCAAGUCCUGGAAACAGCCUCUUACAGAAAUGUAGGGAAAGGCUGCGUACAAUAGACCCAAAGUGGUCGGACCCUUUCCCAGACCCUGCACAAGCGGGAGCUGCAUGCACUGGGGCUGCCCUUUUUUAGAGCCUGUGUUCAGUCUUGCAAUAUGUGAAUUAUCAUUUGCAUUGUACCAUUGAUUGUGUGCUUUGUUUGAAUUUUGAAAGUUGUGCUCAUAGUCAUGGUAUCAACAGUGAAAUACUCUGCUCGAGCCUGAGUUAAAUAUGUAUACGGUCAGGUGUUUUGGCCUUAGGUUCGUAUACUGCUCAUGCGGUUCACUGCCUCUGAUUAGUUUUGUUCACAAAUCUUAUUUGAACCUGAUGCUCCAAAUAAGCAA
Molecule: messenger RNA, 1582 nt
Organism: Triticum aestivum (bread wheat)
Lineage: Eukaryota; Viridiplantae; Streptophyta; Magnoliopsida; Poales; Poaceae
Product: pre-mRNA-splicing factor ISY1 homolog
Exons: 2
Coding region: 191-1126 (311 amino acids)
Biological process (GO): generation of catalytic spliceosome for second transesterification step
Source: RefSeq, a predicted model, not a curated record